This is a messenger RNA of Corticium candelabrum, 1542 nucleotides long. Its product is annotated as cyclin-dependent kinase 8-like. The coding region runs from base 13 to 1386 and encodes 457 amino acids. Gene Ontology annotation, biological process: protein phosphorylation. Gene Ontology annotation, molecular function: protein serine/threonine kinase activity; ATP binding. Gene Ontology annotation, cellular component: nucleus. The transcript is spliced from 13 exons. Lineage: Eukaryota; Metazoa; Porifera; Homoscleromorpha; Homosclerophorida; Plakinidae. The record is from RefSeq and is a predicted model, not a curated record.
UUAGCACAACCAAUGGAUGUCGACUUCAAAGCUAGGACAGCGAGAGAACGAGAAAAAGUAGAAGAUCUGUACGAAUUCGAAGGUUGCAAAGUUGGACGAGGCACGUAUGGGCACGUAUACAAAGCAAGAAAGAAAGGAGAUAAACUCGGUGAGGACUAUGCUCUCAAACAAAUAGAAGGUUCCGGAAUAUCUAUGUCGGCAUGCAGAGAAAUCGCAUUACUUCGGGAAUUGAAUCACAAGAAUGUCAUCAAUCUCCAGCGCGUCUUUUUAUCUCACGCAGACAAGAAAGUCUGGUUGUUACUCGACUAUGCAGAACAUGACCUCUGGCAUAUUAUUAAGUUUCAUCGUCCUAGUAAGUCACAGAAGAAAGCUACUCCAAUACAGCGGACAAUGAUCAAGUCGUUACUGUACCAAAUAUUGGAUGGGAUUAACUACUUGCAUUGCAAUUGGAUCUUGCAUCGUGACUUGAAACCAGCUAACAUUCUUGUAAUGGGUGAUGGGCCAGAACGAGGCUGUGUAAAGAUUGCCGACAUGGGUUUUGCUCGAUUAUUCAAUGCCCCACUGAAACCUCUGGCUGAUCUUGAUCCUGUAGUGGUCACGUUCUGGUACAGAGCACCUGAAUUAUUACUGGGUGCUAGACACUACACAAAAGCCAUAGACAUAUGGGCUAUCGGAUGCAUAUUUGCUGAGCUUCUAACCACCGAGCCAAUUUUCUUUUGUCGGCAAGAAGACAUCAAGACCAAUACUCCUUACCAUCACGAACAACUUGAGAGAAUAUUCCAAGUGAUGGGUUUUCCAAAGGAGAAAGAAUGGGAGGACAUACGAAAGAUGCCCGAAUAUUUACGCCUCAUGGGUCACUUCAAACCUUCGACGUACCAGGGUGCAUCAUUAUGGAGAUACAUGGAAAAAUAUCGAGUGAAGGGAGAGAGCAAAGCUUUUCAGUUGUUACAGAAAUUGCUUCUUGUUGAUCCGCUCAAGCGCAUCACAGCUGAGCAAGCAAUGGGUGACCCCUAUUUCCAAGAGGAUCCUCCACCACAUCCAAAUGCAUUUCAUGGUGUAACAGUCAUGUAUCCUAAGCGUGAAUUUCUCUCUGAUGAGGAUGAAGAGAAAGAUGGUAAGGGCAACCACAAGAAUAGCAAACCAGCCAAUGGUACCAGCGGCCCGCCCAACAAACGAGUGAAGAUUUCGCAGGGGAAGGAUGCAGCCAUGAAACCACAGCAACCUACAGGUGGCGUUAGUUUCAAGGGAUCCACUACUGGUUCACAGUUUCGCUCUGGCGGAGCGUCUGCGUCUUCUCAAGCAGGAGGAUAUGGCCAGUCCAGUUUACCAAAGACUUCCACUGGAUACAGUACAAACUCCAUAAAAGCAAAAACACGAAUGAAGUAGAACAGUUUGUAUAGAUGAUUUAUUUCUGUGAAUAGAAUAGAUGUACGUUUGGUAUGUACACUUCAGAGUUUAGUUAUUAAAUUUAGAAAAGUCUUGCUAUUCCCUCACGGAGGGAAAGAGUGGCUCUAGAAUAAACAAGUUUCUUUCUAUGGCCCA